Messenger RNA from Drosophila innubila, 723 nucleotides. RefSeq names its product sodium channel protein 60E-like. Lineage: Eukaryota; Metazoa; Arthropoda; Insecta; Diptera; Drosophilidae. The annotation marks the transcript as partial. The transcript is spliced from 3 exons. The record is from RefSeq and is a predicted model, not a curated record.
AUCGGAACUCGGCAGUCAGUCACCAACGAACCUUAGAAUCGAGCAGUCGCCAAAAAAAUGCAAUGCACGCAGAGAGCAGCGUGGAACAUCAUGAAAGCGACAAACGUGAUAAACACAAAUGCAACAACAACAAAAAUAAGAAAAAACGACAACAGCAACAAAUGAGCAAAAAGAGCACUGAGCAAUGUUAACAAAGGCGACAAUAUUCAAUGAUCCCAAUGUGUGUGUGUGCGUGAAGAGAACAACGCUUAAGCUUUAAGCAGCAGCACAAGUGUGUGUGUGUGAACGAGACAAACAGAACAAGAUUGAGAGAGCGAGCGUUUUUGAGUGAGAGAGCGACAUGCAGCUGCGAUAAGAGCAACAACUACAACCACAACAACAACCACAACACAAGCAGAUAAACAAGGACAAUCAGUCAAAAUGAGUGAUGAUCAAACGUUAGCAGAGCAGAAUGAAGCGAACAAAGUUGCCAAACAGCAAGUCGUUGCCUACACGCAAAAGUCGCAGGUCAAGCACGAGAAUCGUCACAUUCAGUUGGUGCGGGAAUAUGGCUUCCAUCCUAGGACCAAGGCCUCAGUCGAGGAUGGCGAUGUGUUGCCCAGAAAAUUUGAGCCUUUUCCGGAGCACAUGUAUGGAAAACCGCUCGAGGAGAUUGACACUUUCAUAUACGAAGAGGUAAGUCGACGCUUUUUCAUAUGCAUAUUAUUAGCGUGCCCCCUCAAA